Messenger RNA from Peronospora matthiolae, 156 nucleotides. Lineage: Eukaryota; Oomycota; Peronosporomycetes; Peronosporales; Peronosporaceae. The record is from the annotation of a GenBank genome assembly.
AUGGCCACUUCCAUCGAAAUUGGUGUGGUCGGUGUGCCCGAGUGGUCUAAGGGGGCCAUGACCACUGGACGUUACCUGCUGCUCAGCAAGAACGAAACGGCAGCAUGUGAGACACUGGCCAGCACCAAGCGAGGCAGUAAGUACGACAAGUGCUGA